Messenger RNA from Triticum aestivum (bread wheat), 1171 nucleotides. RefSeq lists its product as uncharacterized. Lineage: Eukaryota; Viridiplantae; Streptophyta; Magnoliopsida; Poales; Poaceae. The transcript has a single exon. The record is from RefSeq and is a predicted model, not a curated record. Bases 203 to 1012 code for a protein of 269 amino acids.
GCGAGUCGAGUCCGUGUGGGUGUGGGUAUGGGUGAAGGGGACCGAUACGGACUGGAUCCGGAGCUCGGUCGGCUCGGCUAGGGUUCCUUGUUUAUAUAGAUCGGGACGGCACCGCCGCCUCCUCCAAUCCAAUCCAAUCCCCAAACCAGCAGCAGCCCAGCGACCACCAGCAUCCAAAUCCAACCUCCAUCGGGAGGAGGCCAUGGCGGGUAGGGAGGAGGAGGAGGAGAGGUGGACGAUGAGGCCGUGCACCGCCGUCAGGUCUACGAUGGCCGGCGACCAUGGUCCGGCGACGCGGGUUGUCUCCAAGUCCAAGAGGGGGAAGGCGGUGGCGCGGUCCAGCCGCAAGAAGGGUGAGCGGAGGCCCGAGUGUGCGGCGGCGGGAGCAGGAGAUCGGGCGUUGCCGGAUCCACACGGGAAGGCUGCGAUGCCGACCAAGAAGGUUGUCGGCGCGGCGGCGGCAGCACAGGCUGGAGGCAAAGGGAAGCGUCCGCUCAAGAAAAGCGAGAUCAGGACCAUAAUCGCGCUGAAGCCGGAGCCUUUCCCCGAAGACGACUACCUGGACGGCAUGGCCAAGUACUACCCGCCGGAGUGGCUCGAGCAGAAGAAGAGGGAGCACGCACAAGACGCCGCGUAUUUCGGGAAGAUUGACGCCGACUACGAGGACUUCCGGAAGAAGGUGAUCGACGGGGUCAAGGAGAAGGGCUACUUCGAGGUCGACGAGGGCUACAUGGAGAAGAAGCCCGAUCAACACCCAAAGCCACAACUGCAGAAGGUCGAUUUAAGUGAACUCAUGCGCUUUGCUGCUACCCCUGAAGAAGAGUUGCGGCGGCGAGGUGGUAAUGGUUAUCAUGAGUACUCUACUGAUGAAGAGGAUGAUGCUGUUCUGGCUCAUGUGCGUGAUGAAGACGAUGAUGAUGACUUUCUGAGUGAUUCUUCUGUGAGCGAUGAGGAGAAUGCUCAAACCGAGGGAGCGGAUGUUCACAAGGUUGCUGCUAUUGUGGCCAGCUGAAGGCAUUUGGUCCAUCUCUAUCUGUCUUCAUCUAACUAGUAGUAUAUGUUUACUUACUGGCAGAUGUCUCUUUGCUGGAUCCGUCUGUGUUAAAUGUACCCCUGUUGUGUCUUGUUUCGAACACCGACUAUAUAAUUUACAAUGUGGUUGUCGCUUCAA